Molecule: messenger RNA, 1498 nt
Organism: Cuscuta campestris
Lineage: Eukaryota; Viridiplantae; Streptophyta; Magnoliopsida; Solanales; Convolvulaceae
Source: the annotation of a GenBank genome assembly
CUCUUUCAUUCAACAAACACCUCAUACGCGUCGUACCUUUUUCACUCAUAUUAUUGUUUAUGGUAAUUGGUACGGAGUCUAUGUUUUUAAAAUAGGAUAUGGUGGGGGGCAAAAUCGCCAUUAAAAAGUCUAGUCGUCUUCUUCAAAAAGAAAGAAAAUAAAAACUUGACCAGUCUUCUCUUGGAUCGAUCAAAUCCCAAAACCAGAGACCCUAAGCCCAAAAUUCCAGCUUUCAGAAGCAACGCCGCCGCCGUUCCCGCCGCCGUCCAUGGCCGAUCUUCUUCCCCACUCUCACGCCCUCACCUUCUGCGGAGUCCUAUCCGAGUCCAGGCGCAUAAUCAACGCCCACUCCCGCCAUUUCCUAGCCCUAUCCGUCUUCUUCCUCCUGCCCCUCUCCUUCUCCCUCAUCAUCUACCCCACUCUCCACUCCGCUCUCUGUCGCCCGGACUCCAUCUCCUUCUACGCCAGCAGAUUCCUCCAAUCCGACCCGACCCGAACCCGCCCCGACCCGGAUGGCGAUUCCCCGGUCUUCUUCAUCCUGCCCCUGGUCUACGCCCUGUUCGGUUUCCUCGUUCACCUGUUCGCCGUGUCCGCGAUCUCCUACAGCACGUUCCACGGCUUCUACGGUAGACCGGUGAAGCUGGUUUCUUCUUUCAAAUCACUCCUGUUCUCUUUCUUGCCCAUGAUUUCCACCUUCCUAGUCUCCAAACUCAUCCUUUUUUCAAUCGCUUUCCUCUUCUCGCUUCUAUGGCUCUCUGCUUUAAAAGGGCUCGAAUUGGCAGGAAUCGAAGUGGAUUACGACUCGAAUUACUUCUAUGCAGUGGCCAUCGUCUCCGCAGCUCUGGUUGGAGCUGUAAUGCUAUGGCUACAAGUCAUCUGGGUUCUUGCUCCAGUGACAGUGGUGGUUGAAUCAAGAUGGGGGUUCGGGCCGCUGAUGAGAAGCGCGAAUCUGGUGAAGGGGAUGAAAGGGGUAGCACUGUCAUUGUUGCUGUUCUUCAACCUCGCGAUCUGGUUCCUGGUUGGCAGUUGCGCGACAAUCUUGCUCCACGUUGGGGUUGCCCGCGGAUGGUGGGGCUGGGCAGUCAUAUUACAGGUGGUGAUCAGUGCUGGUCUUGCCACAGUCCUCAUGCUUCAGGGCAUUGCUGCAACUGUGGUGCUGUUCAUGUACUGCAAAGCAUUUCACGGGGAGCUUCCGUUUGAGAUUGCAGAGGAAUUUGCAGGGGACUACGUGAGCUUGCCUUUCGACGAGAAGAAGCUUCCCUAUGUUGUUUAUGUCACUUGAGGUUAGUAGGACUUGUCUUUCUUGCCAUGUUAGCUUGCUUCAUUAGAUAUGGAGUUGUUUUGUUUCAAUGUUUGUGUGUUAAUUAUACAUGUAAUGUCAUGUGAAAAGGUAUUCUUAAAAACUUUUCGACGAAAACGCAAUUGACGUUGUAUCUAGGUUGUUGCGUGUUUAAUACUAGUAGAAAGUUAGGAGUUGUAAUAAUGCCAUAAUGGAAUA